ACUUCAAAAAUAAGAGCGAAAGUGGUGUUUGUUUAUUACAAAAAUACGCUAACGCCAUUUAUCAUAGUACAGAGGAACAAGCUCUCAUAUAUUCGUUCUUGGAGUCCCUCCAACUUCUCGGUAUAGAAAUAGAUUAUACAUUGUGAACGAAAGGAAUUUCCCACAUCGAAUCAAACGGAGGGUAUUACCAACAGCGAUUUCGUUGUGCAAUUAGAGAAAGUCUAAAUUAAAAUCGACCCAUUUUACACGUGCUAGCGUUUGUGUACCAAUUUAUUGCCAGUUAAAGUGUUCAGUUUUGAAAAUCUGCCAAAGUGCAUCUUUGCCGAGAAGGCCCCUUUCAACGUUCCCCAUCGUAAAUCGACGAUUGCGAAUGGAUCUUCAGAGUCAGCACUGGGUGGUGACGGCGGCCUUGGUGACUUCGUCGGUGAUCGCGCUCGUCGCCAACUUUUUGCUACUGCUGGUUUUUUGCAGAAGACGCGGACUUCGCACUGUGUCCAACAGAUUCACGAUUAAUCUUCUCAUCACCAACUUGCUCUCGAGCGUGCUGCUCAUUCCUCUCCUAAUCGUCGACCAGACCUCGCUCCAGGAGCCGGCCGUCCUCGUCAAGGAGAUCAUUGAGGAGGCAGUCGAUGAGUCUCGACUGGUGAUCAACGAGAAGCUGGAGAUGGACAUUGUUGGCGCCCCCAAUAACACUUUGUGCUACGUGGCGCAGAGCACCGUAGGGUUCGUCUGCACGGCCUCAAUCCUCAGCGUGCUUCUGAUCGGGGUCGACCAAUACUUCGCGGUCAUCCACUCCUUACGCUACCACUCUUACAUUGACAAAGUGCGCUCGACCGUUCUGAUAAUGUCGGCCUGGUUCGUCGCCAUCUUCUUCGCGAUUCUAAGCGGUUUGAGCCAGAACGCCUCGAACUUGUGGCAGUUCUGCUCGCGCCGGAGCACGGACGAGGACUACAUCAAGUUGCUCAAUUCCGUCUACGCGGUGGUCUACUUCUUGGCCGUCGUCCUCGCACCGUUCCUCGCGAUAUGCGCGAUCUACGUCUGCAUCUACUCGGCGGCGCACAACAGCAGCGAGCGCAUGCGCCAGUCCACCAAGGGCCCCCCGGUAAAGGCGCCCAGCGAAAGUCGGCUGGAUCUCGCGCAGGACUCGCCCAGCUUGCAACGGGUGCGAUCGGCGCCCAUCAUCUCGAAUUUGGUCGACAAUCCGAAUAACGUCAAGAGGAGCGUUAGCGAGCGCGUCGGCUUCAUAAGUCACCUCAAGCACCGCCUCUCGAACGCCUCGGUCUUUCGCUACCGGGAGGAAACGAGAGCGGCGAAGAUCAGCAUCUUAGUCAUAUUCAUGGUCCUCGUCUGUUACAUACCGUACGGAUUGGCCGUCGUACUUAACAGUUACAUCAUCAACAUCACCACGCCUCAGUCAUACAACUACGCGGCGGUCGUCCUGCUGAUGCUCUCCAACGUCGUGUCCCCGUUCCUUUUCGCCUACCGCAACCGAAGGAUACGGCGCGAGCUUCUCAAACUGCUCGGGCUCGUGCGCGCCAAAAAGAUCGCGAACAUACCGAUCGAGACGCCGCGCCGUCGAACGUCGGACGAUUGCAAACUAGUCGAGGCGCCCACGAUACAGCCGUUCCUCGCCAAUACGAUUCCCGAAGUAAUUAUUACCUGUAAGGUCGAGAACGACAAGUCUGAAAAAAGUAUUCUGAAGCGAGUGUGCAGCGGAAAAAAGUGGCCCAACUACAAGAAAUGCAAUUUCAUCACCGUACCUCCGAGCUGCUACCAGACGGAGAGCGCAAGGGGCUCGUUUUCAAGCGCGAGCACGCAGGUGUCAACGGAUGACUAGCUCGUAAUUACAAGUACAAAAUAAUUGAGGUGUUAUGAUCUCAGCAGUAUGCCAUAAGAUUUUUAAUUUAUUCGAUGUAAAUAUUUUUAUUAAAUUAUUCUAAUUU
Photinus pyralis (common eastern firefly) is the source of this 1943-nucleotide messenger RNA. RefSeq names its product alpha-1B adrenergic receptor. Gene Ontology annotation, cellular component: membrane. Bases 371 to 1837 code for a protein of 488 amino acids. The record is from RefSeq and is a predicted model, not a curated record. Gene Ontology annotation, biological process: G protein-coupled receptor signaling pathway. Gene Ontology annotation, molecular function: G protein-coupled receptor activity. NCBI's taxonomy places the organism in Eukaryota, Metazoa, Arthropoda, Insecta, Coleoptera, Lampyridae. The transcript has 3 exons.